Molecule: messenger RNA, 4179 nt
Organism: Aplysia californica (California sea hare)
Lineage: Eukaryota; Metazoa; Mollusca; Gastropoda; Aplysiida; Aplysiidae
Product: charged multivesicular body protein 2a
Exons: 6
Coding region: 196-864 (222 amino acids)
Biological process (GO): late endosome to vacuole transport; endosome transport via multivesicular body sorting pathway; protein transport
Cellular component (GO): multivesicular body; ESCRT III complex
Source: RefSeq, a predicted model, not a curated record
AUCAUCAACAUUAUUGACAGAUCAAGACGGAAGUCAACAAACUGGAAUCAACUUCUGGGGUUGGUCGUGCUAAAAUAACUCUAUAAAUAAACUAAUGAGUAAGUAAGAGGCGGCUGUCUUGCAACACUAUCAUAAGGAUCCGAUAAGGUCGUCAUUUACCUUUGAACAGAUAAAGAGGAAGUGAAACUGUCAAUCAUGCCGUUGGAAUUUCUGUUUGGUCGUAAAAAGACCCCAGAGGAGAUGCUCCGCCAGAACCAAAGAGCUCUUAACAAAGCCAUGAGGGAACUGGACAGAGAGAGGCAGAAAAUGGAGCAACAGGAAAAGAAAGUGAUAGCUGACAUCAGGAAAAUGGCAAAACAGGGACAAAUGGAUGCUGUCAAGGUCAUGGCCAAAGACUUAGUGAGAACCCGCAGAUAUGUUAAAAAGUUCAUUUCCCUCAAGGCAAAUAUUCAGGCAGUGUCAUUGAAAAUUCAGACCCUCAAGGCCAACAACACGAUGGCUCAGGCUAUGAAAGGAGUAACCAAGGCGAUGGCAACCAUGAACAAACAGCUGAAGCUCCCUCAAAUCCAGAAGAUCAUGAUGGAGUUUGAGAAGCAGUCAGAAAUCAUGGACAUGAAAGAAGAAAUGAUGAGUGAUGCCAUUGAUGAUGCUCUGGGCGAUGAAGACGAUGAGGAGGAAAGUGACGCCAUCGUUUCACAAGUACUUGAUGAGCUUGGCUUGCAGAUGGCCGAUGAAAUGUCAGGCCUCCCGAGCACGGGCCAGGCUCUGAGCGCCGGGGCCAGCAAACAGCCACAGGCAGCCGCCGCUGUAGGGGACGCAGACGCCGAUCUGGAGGCUCGCCUGGACAACCUCAGGAGACAGUAGUGGACGAACCGAUGAACCACCGGGGGGGAGGGGGGGGGGGAGCAGCCGGACAGUGGGGAGACUAGUAGCUGAACUGCGAAGAGAAGUAGGCGAACGGCAAGAGCACCAGUCCAGUAUUUAUUACAGCGUUUCAACUGGGAUAUUUGUGGACAUUAUUAAUGUAGAACGUGAAGCGCUCAUUUAUAAUCAAAGGAAGAGGACUGGGUUUUUAUUUCGGGCAGGGAACGAAAUAAACUUGAAGAAUGUUUGCAUACAAUGCGUGGAAGGGAGGUGAAUGUGAAGAGCUUGAUGUACGCUGUAGAAGAAGCUACAGAGUCUGGAAAAUUAAAUUACGAAUGGGCUGUAUCUAGGUAGAACUUGGAAAGUACACACACAUUCAGUGUAAAUUGUGGAAAAGCAAGAGUUAAUUUUGAAAGUGAUCAGAGAUUACUUUCUUGGUACAAGCCUCACAAGUAAGCUAUUGUUGAAAUAAAAUUUGGCCUUCCCUCACUCUACAAGAUUUCCUCGGAACUGCUCUGUGUUUCAUUGUGCUCAAAGCGAUGUGAGGGAAGUUAUAGCACACAGAUGAUGGGUACUCAAAUAUCUUGAGGAUUUGGAUAGAUGUAUUAUAUGUGUGUGGAUCCUACGUGCUCAUUUAGUGGAUGUAGUCCUUCCUUACUUCUAAUGGGAUAAACGUACAUUUAUAUUCUCUAAUUCUCUACGUCCUCCUGUUGUACAUGAAAACAUUGACUUUCGUUAAAUGAUGAUCUUGUGCCUGCAUUCUGUACAACACGCGGAGGUCGGCAGUGUGUGUGUGUGUGUGUGUAGAUUGAGCUGUAAACAAAAAAGGUCAAAGGUCUUCUACUUCACUGAAUCCUCAUCCCCUUACAUGACAAGGCUUGGAAGGGGGGGUGUUGUUGUUGUGUGUGUGUGUGGUAGCCUAUCCGUACGAAAUGUUUGGAGCCCCGAAGAGCGUGCUCUUCGCCAGGGCCACCGCCUCCCUUGGGUAGCGGGUGAGGCAGUCCAACCUCCCUGAAUCCCCCCCCCCCCGAAGAGAUGCCACCGUUGUUGUUGUUUGGGAAUUUGCGGCAAAUGUCACCCAGGUUAUACAAUAUUGCUUAUCCGUGACUGCACAUGCAGUCUUGGCUUUUUUUUUUCUUCUACUUUCCCCUCCGAGAUCCAUUUUUCGUACAGAUACCAUUGUAUCAUAUUGUAAGUAAGAAAAAUGUCCCAUCAAACUGUCGGGCAAUGAGACAUGGGGCAACUUGAACUGGGCUGGGUCUCUUCAUCAGCGUUCAGUUUGCUGUAAUUCGGGUAUAUGAUAUUAUACUAAUAUAAUAUAUGGGUAGCUUUGAUGUAAAAUUAAAAUACUAAAUUCUCAAAAUGUAGAUAUCUUCCUUCUACAAGUCGUCUACAGUGUGUGUCCUUGAAACUGUUUUAAGUAAAACGAGUUAUCGUUUUUGUUUUGUACGAAAUUAGCCUUUUUCUUUUUAUCUGGCACAAGAAAACUUGUGGAUUUUUGUUGGAUUUCAGGGCAUAGAACAAGAUUAGUGAAGAAAAUUUAGGAUCAAGCUCUGUGUUCAACUUGUCUUUUUUUUCUUGCUAGAGUUGGAUACGCUUGAUUCUGAUAUGUUCAAGAUUUCUUAUUAUAUCUUCUCAAUUCUUUGUCAGAUGUGAGGGUGGCAAUGGCAAGGUAAUUAACAAUAGACGUUUGUGUGUUUGAGCUGCUUGAAAAAGUGUGAUGUUGAGAACCUUCCAGAAGUUUUCAGUUACUUAACAUAGGCUUGUCAAUGUAUUUUUGAAGGUUGGUGCACUGAUGCUGGGCAGCUUUUCUUCAGUUGUCAUUAAACACACUGCAUACACACGGCCUACACCGUUUUGGAAUGAAAGCUUAAAAUUAGGUCAGUCACCGGAACAUUUUCAGAGUGAUUUUUGUGAAAGUGUUUACAUUCUGUGAGUGGUGAAGUGAGAUUUUUUUUGUAAUUUUGACUUUUAUUCAGAGAUUGUUGGUAUCUUAGGCUGUCCCUGUCGUUUUGGGCAAGAACAAUUUUGAAUUUAUGCAAACUGAGCCCAAAAAUGUGAAAUUAUGCGAUUCUGUUAAUUUUAACAAAAAAUGAUAAAGGAAAAUAAUCAGAAAUUAUGCAAAAAAUAUCAAAUUUUGCUAAAUUAUGAAGGUUAUCAAUUUUCUUCAGCUAGCCUGGCUCUGAAUGCCCUUAAUUCUGUUGUCCUUGAAAUCAGUCCAUCUAACAUGUCCUAUGUGUGACGUUGGGUAAUUCCCCCAGACAACACAGAACAUCAGUUGUGCAGUCUGUCUCUCAAGUAGAAGGCCUACUACUCUACUUUGGUAGAGGUUGAAGGCACCAAACAUAAUUCAUUCAUGUUUGUCAAGAGUUUUUAUAGCAUUGCUUGAUUGAAGGGUUUGCAUAAAAUUGUUCGGCCAUUUGGCCAUGAUGACCCUGUGUCUGCCACAAACUGUACAGUAAGAUUUGCGGGAACUUUUUUUUUUGGGGGGGGGGUGGUGUUUGGGUUUUGUUGUUUUUUUAUUUAGGGUCACAUUAAUGGGGUCAGGCACAGAUUGGUCAACAAAUAAAUCAAAGGAAUUUUAUUUUACUUGAGGAAUAAAAAAAACAACUUUAAUUAAUGAAAUUAUCCCAGAACACUUCAGCUCCAAUUUGGCAUAACUGAGUAAAAUCCACAUUUGAAAAAAAGAUGUGUAACUUCACACAGUGCCAGUGACCUUGUUUUGUAACAGUAGAAAAUUAUGAUUUGAACAAUUCUGGAGUUGGCCCAUUUGUGCCUAACACCAUCAAUAUAUGGUCGCUUUCAAGCACAAAGGGGCUAUCCCAAAAAAUGCUGUUUUGAGAAAAUCAUUGGUAAAGUUUUGCCUCUUGUUCAGUUUCUCUCAAAGACAAGGAGAGUUUUUUCUAUAACCAGACAUACACACCAAUGAAAUCAAACUUCUCCUAUAGAUAGGGUAAUGCCCACUUUUAGUGUGGGUCAAGAUUUUGGGAAACCCUGGAAAUUUGGGUUAGCCCGCUUGUCCUCAAAAGCGACCAUAUUGAAUGAGAGUGUAUAAGAAGAAAAUCUGAGGUUUUGACUGAGGUAUAAUUGGUUUUUGUGUGUAUGUUAUGUUUAUUAAGUGGUAGCUGCUGGCAUCUAGACUAGACCAGCUACAGAUCACGCGACAAGUUGUGUCGUCAUCAUACACAGAAGAAAUGUGUAAGCUACUCAUACAAACACGAAAUGUUUUGUGAGCAACUUUGUGAAAGCUAUUGCAAUGUCAAAGUCUGUACCUUUCAUUCUGUAAAUAAUUUAAAAAAUAUGUACAAUUUUUAA